AUGGACAAACUCCCAAAACAGCCGACAACCAUGGAAAAACUCCCGGAGGAACUUUUAUCCGACAUUCUGAUCCGAUUACCAGCCAAACAACUUGCUCAAUUUAGGUGCGUCUCUAAGCCCAUGAAUACACUUUUAUCUCAACCAUCUUUCAUAAAAUCACACCUCCAUCGUUCCAUCCACAACAACGAUGAAAUGUUCAUGGUCUUCUACAGUGAGCUCUGUCUUGACGGUGAGAUACCAAUCAUUGCACACCCCUCUCACUCUCCUGAUAUCGAAAACCCUAAUUUCAUUAACUUACCAGCAAGUUUAACUAUCCCACCUGGAUAUACCCACAGUAGUAUUCUUGGUUCUCUUAAUGGCUUGAUAUGUUUUGGUCUAUGGCCUACUUAUACUGUAUUCGUUCGUGAUCCUAUCAUUUGCAUUUGGAACCCUUCUCUAAAUGCCUUAAGGAUUCUUCCUCCAUAUACCAUCCCAGCCUCCCUUGGUUUUGAGGGCAUCGAUCUUCACAUUCGGUUUGGGUACGAUCCUGAAACUGAUGAUUACAAGGUUGUUAAGUUUUCUCGCUUAUUUCAACGGCCAGCUACUGCGUUUGGAAGCUACUUUAAAGAGUGGUUAGAAGUGGAAGUGUAUAGCAUGAGAAAAGGCUCCUGGAAGUUGAUCAAUGACAGGUUUCCUUCUCAUGUGGGUUGGAUUUCUGAGUUUGCCGGUCUUUCUAUUAUUGGGAGUGAUGGGCAUGAUGGCCAUAUUCAUUGGCUUUGUGAACUUAAUGGCAAAAUAACUAAGCACGCGAUAGUAGCAUUUGAUUUGGCUACUGAGACUUUCGGUGAGAUACCUCUUCCUGAUUCUAUACAACAGUAUAAGAAGGACAGGACGAAGCUUUUGGGACAUUUGUCUGGAAAUCUUUGUGUGAUGUCAUACAUGGAAGAUGGCGACAUCGAGGUGUGGGUGAUGAAUGAAUACGGGGUGGCUGAAUCAUGGGUGAAACACCAUGUAUUUUCCCAGUUUAGUGGUAAUAUAGUUCCCCUUGGAUUCAUAUUAAAUAAGGAUUUCCUUCUGCAAGGUGAUAAGAACCGUCUAGCUUUGUAUGAUCAAAUUGCUGCCAAGGCUAAUUCCUUGGAGGUAAUUGCUACUUCAAGAUUUGGUUUUGACAGGGUCAAAAUCAUUUCUUAUGUUGACAGUCUUGUUUGGAUAGCACCUGCUAGUUAG
Messenger RNA from Helianthus annuus (common sunflower), 1206 nucleotides. RefSeq names its product F-box protein CPR1. The transcript has a single exon. NCBI's taxonomy places the organism in Eukaryota, Viridiplantae, Streptophyta, Magnoliopsida, Asterales, Asteraceae. Bases 1 to 1206 code for a protein of 401 amino acids. Gene Ontology annotation, molecular function: protein binding. The record is from RefSeq and is a predicted model, not a curated record.